CUGAGCGUACUAGCUUUUCUUUUUAGCUUAGGCUAUUUCUUUGUAGCUGCCAUUGAAGAUGAAGGCUACGAUGAGGGCAAGGAACGAUAUAGCUCAUCUACAGUAGGACUUUUAAAGCUGCUAAAAUUAGAGCAAAAAUUUGUGGAAAACCUCAUAGCAAAUGAAGAGAGUGAAACUAUAAAAGCUUACCUUUUUUCUAUUGAUUAUAAAAAGAAUCAAAGCCCAGAAGAGAGACUGGAAUAUGUUUCCAAUCCUUUGUCUGCCUUUUCACUUGUAAGACGAACACAUGAGGAUUUACCCAAGUGGAACAAGCAGUUUCAAAAAGAAAUGGAAUUGACAAAUAAGGUGGUAUUAGAUGAACUUGUGGCCUAUAUACCUGAUAGCCAAGACUUUUUAGAGGCUGCACUCGGAAUUCAACGUAUAGAAAGGAUUUAUGACCUUAGGAUCGAUGAUUUAGCAAAAGGAAUUCUGCAGGACAAGCAAUACAGUAUUCGCUUCACCUUUCGCGACCGCCUAGCUAUGGGCCAUCUGAUGUUUAAACAAGGCGAUUUCCUAGCAGCUGCCAAAUGGUAUCGUAUGGCCUCAAAACUUGAGCCCAAAGAGGACAAUAAAAUAUUGAAUAAGAUUCUGGGGGAUCCAACCGAUAUUCUAAAACUUCAAUACCUCAAAGCUUUAUUUGUUUAUGCCUCCGUAUUUUCUGGCGACUCGCAGAAUAAUGACGAGGCUUUAGCCAAGGUGGAGAAAAAGUUUGCAGAUAUCGGUAAUGUGGAUAUAGAUGAAUUUUAUUUAAAACUUACAAAGCCCGAGAAUGACAUUGAACUGGAAAAGCAGCUAUACGAAACACAAAGACCUUCUACUGACUUUGAAAAGGGUUGUCAUGGAGAAUUUCAGUCAAAAUCGCGACUCACAUGUAGCUACAAUCACACCACGACACCAUUCCUGCGAUUGGCACCGCUGAAAAUGGAGGAAGUCAGUCGAAAUCCCUAUAUAGUCAUGUACCACGAUGUUCUCUACGAUUCUGAGAUUGAGGUCCUAAAGGGACAGUCGGAUGGCUUUAGCAACGGUUUUGCCGAUGAAAAGAAUGGAUCUAUAAUCAGAGAUAUAGUGGCUCGACAUGUGUGGUGGUCUGAGGAAUCGCCAAUCAGGGAACGCAUUAACCAGCGCAUUAUUGAUAUGACUGGACUCAAUAUCUCAAUAACGGAGAAGAUACAGGUUGCAAACUAUGGAUUGGGCACAUAUUUUAAGCCACAUUUCGACUACACUUCUGAUGGAUUUCAAACGCCUGAGGUCUCUACUUUGGGCGAUCGUUUGGUCAGCGUUCUGUUUUAUGCUAGUGAUGUGGCUCAGGGCGGUGCCACUGUGUUUCCGGAACUAAAAAUCUCAAUAUUCCCACGAAUAGGCAGCGCUAUUUGGUGGUAUAAUUUAUACAAUAAUGGAACAUCUGAUACCAGAAGCAAACACUCUGUGUGUCCUGUUAUCCAGGGCGAUAGAUGGACUCUCACCAUGUGGAUCCAUUUGUUUCCGCAAAUGUUUAAAGCUCCAUGUCUUAUUUAAAAUUAAAAUAAAGUGAAAAACAUUUGACAAUUAUUAUGUAAUCUAUAAGGUCAGAGUUUUGUAUAAAGAUUCCCUAACUUCUGCUGUAUUAUUUAAAUUUCU
Drosophila kikkawai is the source of this 1656-nucleotide messenger RNA. Its product is annotated as prolyl 4-hydroxylase subunit alpha-1. Gene Ontology annotation, cellular component: endoplasmic reticulum. The record is from RefSeq and is a predicted model, not a curated record. Gene Ontology annotation, biological process: peptidyl-proline hydroxylation to 4-hydroxy-L-proline. Gene Ontology annotation, molecular function: protein binding; iron ion binding; procollagen-proline 4-dioxygenase activity. Lineage: Eukaryota; Metazoa; Arthropoda; Insecta; Diptera; Drosophilidae.